Molecule: messenger RNA, 1122 nt
Organism: Priceomyces carsonii
Lineage: Eukaryota; Fungi; Ascomycota; Pichiomycetes; Serinales; Debaryomycetaceae
Gene: PEX7
Product: Pex7p
Exons: 1
Coding region: 1-1122 (373 amino acids)
Biological process (GO): protein import into peroxisome matrix
Cellular component (GO): peroxisomal matrix; cytosol
Molecular function (GO): protein binding
Source: RefSeq, a predicted model, not a curated record
AUGCUUUCUUUCAGAACGACUGGCUACAACGGCUAUGGCAUUCAGUAUUCGCCUUUCUUUGAUAAUAAAAUAGCUGUUUCAACAGCGGCAAAUUAUGGAUUGGUUGGAAAUGGAAAAUUAUUCAUUUUGAAUAUAGAACAAGAUGGUAGCAUUGUAAAUCAAAUAGCUUGGGAAACCCAAGAUUGUUUAUUUGAUUUAGCAUGGAGUGAAAUACAUGAGAAUCAGGUGAGUGCUUGCAGUGGUGAUGGUUCAAUCAAGUUAUUUGAUUUAGCAGUACCACAAUUUCCUGUGAUGAAUUGGCAUGAACAUACAAGAGAAGUGUUCUCUGUUAAUUGGAACCAAGUAGAUAAGAGUAUGUUCGCUUCCUCGUCGUGGGAUGGAACAAUAAAGAUUUGGUCCCCACAGAGACCUGAGUCCUUGCUCACUUUGUCAUCCUCAACUGAUCCUUCUGUUAGAGUUAUGUCCCCUCAAAAUAUACCCCCUAAGUCUCAUCAAAUGAAGCAUCAAUCUCAGCAACCUGGUCAGUCUGACACAAUUAAUUGCAUAUAUAAUGCUACUUUCUCACCCCAUUCGCCUUCUGUGAUUUUGAGUGUAAGUGGCUCGUCGAACAUCCAGAUAUGGGAUAUUAGGGCACCUGUUCCACUACAGCAAGAAUUUGUAGCACAUAGAGGAUUAGAGUCCUUGGGAUGCGACUGGAAUAAGUAUAGAUCUACUGUGGUUGCAUCGGCGGGGACUGAUAAAGCUGUUAGGGUAUGGGAUUUGCGUCAAAUAAAAACACAGUCUCAAAAUUCUACCAUUCCUGGCCCAGCAUACCAUCUUAGAGGACCAACGCCACUCAAUGAACUCUUGGGUCAUGAAUACGCUGUCAGAAAAGUGCAAUGGUCACCACACUCGGGUAAAGAGCUAAUGAGCACAUCAUACGAUAUGACUUCUAAAAUUUGGGUGGAUGACUCAGGUGAAAGAACACGCUUCCAUAAUCAUGGCGGAUGCAGAGGAACUAUGCGAUUACACAAGGAGUUCGUGAUUGGCUGUGACUAUAGUUUAUGGGGUGAGCCUGGCUGGGCUGCAACUACUGGCUGGGAUGAGAUGGUAUAUAUUUGGGACUCUAAAAGAGUACAUUAG